This is a messenger RNA of Ipomoea triloba (trilobed morning glory), 1187 nucleotides long. Its product is annotated as rRNA-processing protein UTP23 homolog. Gene Ontology annotation, molecular function: small ribosomal subunit rRNA binding. The transcript is spliced from 3 exons. Gene Ontology annotation, cellular component: small-subunit processome; nucleolus. Bases 87 to 752 code for a protein of 221 amino acids. NCBI's taxonomy places the organism in Eukaryota, Viridiplantae, Streptophyta, Magnoliopsida, Solanales, Convolvulaceae. The record is from RefSeq and is a predicted model, not a curated record.
GGCCGUUGCCUUUCUUGAUCGUAUUUCCGUAUCCUCUUCUAUAUAUAUAUACAUAUUAUAUUUUUUAAUAUGGAAUAUUGUAUGCCAUGCCGAAUAUGAAUGACAAUUCAGAGGAGAAGCCCUUCUUCAAUGAUUGGUUGUAUGCGGAAUCACGCUCCCAAAAUAGGAUAUCCAGGCAGGCCCUACAGUUUUACCAGACGAACUACGGGUUUAAACAACCAUUGAAUGUAAUGUGUUCUUCAAGGUUUCUACAAAAAUGGCGGUCUGCUGGAGAGAUUGAACAGCGUCUUUCAAGUGUUCUUGCAGAGAAAGCCGUCAUCUGGGCUUCGAAUUGCAUCGUCCAGGAGUUGGGCGGAGGAGGGUAUGAUGGCCUGAAAGUCUACAGCUGUGAUCACCAAUCAUCGAUGUCUGGGAAAUCUUGUAUAUCUCAAAUUGCAAAGCAGCAGAGCAGCAAACUUGUAUUUGCCACCGAUAAUCUGUACUUUAGCAAGAAACUGCUCAAGCUUGCCGGUGUUCCCGUUCUUCUGUUGAAGAAUACCGUUCUGAUGUUGAUGAAACCAUCCCGGGCACAGCGCCAGUUCGCGAAGGCUGAGGCUGAGGCACAGAAGGCUGAGGCUGAGGAGUUUGCCAAGCAAAGGAAAAGGAAGGCUGGGAAGGCUGAGGCUGAGGAGUUCGGGAAGCAAAGGAAAAGGAAGGCUGGGAAGGCUGAGGCUGAGGAGUUCGCUAAGCAAAGGAAAAGGAAAUCCCAUUAGUUAAAUGGAUUUUGCGAAUUACAGACUCUUGUACAUAAGAAGUCGUUACCUCCUUUGAAAACUUGUUUGUCUUGUUGAAGUUCUUCAUUUCUCUACACAGUACAUAAUAAAAGAAACCUUUUUUGGAGCUUUCAUGUAGAUACAGGAAGAGAGAGAGAGAGAAAAUGAUAGAAAGAGAUGUGUGUACGUGCGUGAUUCUGUAUAGUCACUGUUAACUCUCACGUGGGUGUGGAUAGAAUGAUGGAUAGAUGAUAUCUUUGACAAUCUUUCUUGUAAUUGCCAUUAGUUUUCAAUUCAUUCCUACCAAACCACUCAAGUGCAUCAACUUUAAUUCCCUCUGAACAAUACACUCUCACCAAGCUCUCUUCCUCUUCAAUGGUUGCGGAGGAUUAAGCACCCGAGAAGGCCGAGAUAUCCAAACUAAUUAAACAAAAA